GGCUUUUGAUGUUCUUGUGAGGCUCGACCUUUCUUGUGCCACAAGUGAACCUGAGGUGUUCCCCGGUCUUAGCAGAAGAUUUCCCACUUCGACUCGGUCUUCUGGCACGAUGAGCGACAGCAGGACGAGCGCCGUGCCGCCUCAGGCGUUCAAACGGGCCGCGAGGAAGAUCAAAUGUGCCGCCAUGGUGACCAGCCUGGCCAGGAGCUGGCAGGGCUGGGCCACUGAACACGCAGACAAGCAGGACUCCAUCCCCACCGGCUGGAUCCCUUUGUCCGUGGACCAGGGGGAUAAAAAAGAGCGCACCCAUGUGGUCAAACUAAAUAUUACGCCCCGUGUGGUGGCUGUAGAUGCGAGCAACACCGCUAGUGCCAUCAGAACCGGCUCGGUGACCAAGACGGUGCAGCCCAAACGCAGCGAGUGCAGCGGCGGCAAUGUGAUCAGUGCCAUCCGGGGACUGAUGGAGUCCGGACCCGAGAAAAGCAAGCCGUUCUUCGGCAACGAGUCGCCGACGCGGCGCCGCCACAUGAGGGCGCUGCACGGCGCCGGAGGAGGCGUCAUCCAUGACAGGAAGUUGAUGCUGCAGGACAGGAAGUCGGGCUCCAGGAGCAGCAGCCUGGACACGGAGGACAGCGGGCUGGGGGACGAAAUGGCGCUCGACGACAACGGCAGCGACACGAAAACAGAAACGACUGACGUCGGCCUGAAAAAAACAGCCAGCAGGCCUAAGAUGAAGAUUUCCGCCACAGGCAACAUCAAGAGCCGUUGGCAGCAGUGGUCUGAGCAGCACGCGGAGGGCCAGAAGCUCAACCCGUUCAGCGAGGACUUUGACCAGGACUACGCCAUGAGCCUGCGACUGCGUAAGGGCGACAGCGGCUACGGGCGCCCCAAAGAGGGCUCCAAGACGGCCGAGCGAGGCGACCGGGCCCACAGGCACAUCCACAGGGAGAUGGAGGAGAUGGUGUGGAUCAUCAGAGAAAUGGGCCUCGAGGACAGAGACGGCCGGGCGGCGGUCACCUUCGGACGCCUCUUCGACCGAUACGUAAAGAUCUCGGACAAGGUGGUGGGCAUCUUGCUGCGCUGCCGCAAACACAAGAUGGUGCACUUUGAGGGAGAGAUGCUGUGGAAAGGACAGGACGACCACGUCGUCAUCACGCUGACGGACUGACCCUUAACCUUCUCAGUGGACCAUGGGAAACUUUAGCUAGUUUACCUCUGAGGUCUUGUUGUUUGACCAAAAAAACCUCAGUCAUGCUUAGACAAAUCUCAUGAGACUUGACUAUCACCAAAGACUUGAUCAACCUUAACACCAUGUUAGGGUUAGUCUGGAUAGGACUUGGUUAGGAUGUUUUGAGGUAAAGCAAGAUUACACACUAAAAAAUGCUGGGUUAUUUUGAUAACCCAAUUUAUGAGUUGCUAGUGUUGGGUUAAAUUUUGGAGUAAUUUUUAUGAAGAGCAAUCCUUUUGGUGGGCUAUAAGGGUAUUAUUUUAACUCAAUAUCUGGGUUUUCAAAAUUUUUAACCAUUUUUGGGUUGUUUUUCAAUGAGUAACAUAUUUUUGGGUAAAAAGGCUUUUUUUUUUUUUUUAUAAAAAGUCCCCUUUUUUCUUGGAGGGAAUUUUAUUAUGGAUUAAUCUCAUUGACAUUAUUAACAAUCACACAUUGUAUGUACAUGGAAAUAUUUGAGCAUGCUGUAUAGGACUACUAUGACCAUACACGGCAAUUCUUGUAGAAAAAUGUCACUCAUAUUUUGCUUUUGAGUAUAUUUUAAUGGAAU
Molecule: messenger RNA, 1775 nt
Organism: Entelurus aequoreus (snake pipefish)
Lineage: Eukaryota; Metazoa; Chordata; Actinopteri; Syngnathiformes; Syngnathidae
Gene: abraa
Product: actin binding Rho activating protein a
Exons: 2
Coding region: 110-1168 (352 amino acids)
Biological process (GO): positive regulation of transcription by RNA polymerase II; positive regulation of Rho protein signal transduction
Cellular component (GO): sarcomere
Molecular function (GO): actin binding
Source: RefSeq, a predicted model, not a curated record